AUGCAAGUUCUCGUGUGGGGUGUCUGCUUGCUACUCCUCGGCCUGACCUCGGCCUCUUCCCGGAUCCGCGUGCCACCCCACGAUCAGGUUGCCCGGGUCGCACGUUUCGUUGCCCAUCAGUGCGACUGGGCCUCCAUGGCCACUAUUAGCAGCCACAAGCCGGUGGUGGGGCAACCUUUCUCCAACGUGUUCUCGAUGAGUGACGGGCCACCGGGCUCGGGCUCCGGCGUGCCAUACAUGUACUUGACCCGCAUGGAGAUCUCUGUACAGGACCUGGAGGUGAACCAACAAGCGUCCUUGUCCAUGUCUCUGGCUCAGACUGACUACUGCCGCCAGCAGGGCUUCGACCCUCAGAGUCCUUUGUGCGCUCACAUCAUCUUAUCCGGAUCUGUGCUGGAGGUGAAUGGCACAGAAGCCCAGUUUGCAAAGAAAGCCCUCUUCAGCCGACACCCUGAGAUGGUCGACUGGCCCUCAGACCACAACUGGUUCUUUGCCAAGUUCAAUAUCACACAGGUGUGGGUGCUUGAUUAUUUCGGUGGAGUGAAGACAGUCAGUCCAGAUGAAUACUUCCAAGCCUCCGUAAAUGAUGUGCAUAAGUGA
Molecule: messenger RNA, 600 nt
Organism: Nerophis lumbriciformis (worm pipefish)
Lineage: Eukaryota; Metazoa; Chordata; Actinopteri; Syngnathiformes; Syngnathidae
Source: RefSeq, a predicted model, not a curated record